Molecule: messenger RNA, 1845 nt
Organism: Malassezia japonica
Lineage: Eukaryota; Fungi; Basidiomycota; Malasseziomycetes; Malasseziales; Malasseziaceae
Product: protein disulfide-isomerase
Exons: 3
Coding region: 1-1845 (614 amino acids)
Biological process (GO): protein folding
Cellular component (GO): endoplasmic reticulum
Molecular function (GO): protein disulfide isomerase activity
Source: RefSeq, a predicted model, not a curated record
AUGAGGCUGUGGCAGACGUUGGGGUGGCUCGCCUGCGGUGUGGCCCUGGUCUGCGGUGCACCCGUUGCGCACGAAAGUCGGUUCCCUGAAGGGCGUACAUUGACUGAAACGAACUUUACCUUGACGCAGCAUGGCGCAUGGUUUGCCCCGACCUGGGCGCAGCUCGGUGAGGCAAAAGACGCACUGCGUCUGGACCCCAUUGCACCGGUCACGCUCGCGCGCAUCAACUGUCUGGUAUCGAUGGACCUGUGUGAGCAGGAGCGUGUACAGUUCUAUCCCCAACUGAGCCUUUAUCAAGACGGCAAGCAGAUCAACUCGGAUAUCCGGAACGACGGCUCGUUCGAAGUGCUCUCUGACUAUGUAGACAAGGUCGCCGAGGCGUACCGCCUGCAAAAAACCGGGCAGAGCAAUGCGACGCUGCCUGGUGUGUCGAGCGCGGCGAGCGUGGCGAGCGCCGCGUCCGUGGCGUCGGUCGCCUCUGCGUCGGAGGCGUCGGCGUCGGAAGCGUCGGCCGCCGCCGUGGCCGCGGCGGCGCCUGUGGCCACGACCGUGCCAUCGCUGCAUCCUCUUCCCGGCCUGACCAAGUUCGGGAGCGCGUCGCUGCCGAACGAGGAAGCGCUCAAGGCGUACCUCGGCAAGGACCAAGGCCAGGGCAUGUCUUUUGUCAAGUUUUUCGCACCGUGGUGCCCGCACUGCAAGGCGAUGGCCGAGUCGUACGCCGCGCUUGCGAUGAGCGUCAAGGGGCAGCUGAAUGCCAUCGCCGUCGACUGCGACAAGUACAGCGACGUGUGCAGCAACUACGGGAUCACCGGCUUCCCCACGCUGCGGCUUUACAACAAUAGCGAGAUGAUUCCGUUCACUGGCGUGCGCACCAAGGCCAGUAUGCUCCGCUGGCUCCAAGAAAAAGGCGCGUACACCGCGCUGCGUUCAAUUCGUGUGCAGGAGCUCGACACGGAGCUGCACCGCUCGCGCGCCGAGUUCCUCUACCUCGGCUCGCCGACUGCGCCGGCCGAGGAGAAGCGCUGGGUCGACCUCGCGGCGAUCGAGUACGACCACGGUGCGUUGCUCUAUUCGACCGACCCCGAGCUUUUGCGCCGCUUCCCUGCGCCGUCGCGCGCCACCGGCUACAACAGCGUCGGCUCGCGCAUCCUUGCAUUCAAAGAGUACCAGACGCAGCCCUCGUCCGCGCUCGAGCUGAACACGCUGCCUGCCGACGACGCUGACGCGGCGCGCGACAAGAUCGUGCACUGGCUGCAGCUGCACGGCCACGAGCUGCUCUCCGAGGUGGACAGCACGAAGCUCAAGGCGACUCUCGAUAACGACGAGCGCCAACCGAUCGUGCUCGCGGUGCUCGGCGCAGACACGAACGACGCGAGCGCGCUGGGCGCACAGGUCGAGAGUGUCCGCCAGCUUGCUGCUGCGUGGGCCAAGCAGGCGUCGUCGCACGUCGAGGACACGCCGCGGUUCGUGUGGUUGGACCAUGAACGCUACCCUACGCUGCUCCAGGACAAGUUCCGGGUGGACGUGCAGCAAGUCCCCCAGCUCUUUUACUUCCGCCCGGCGGACCACACGAUGAUGCCGUACACCGGUGCGACGUGGCCCGAGCAGAGCACCGCACUCGCAUGGCUCAGUGCGAUCCAGGCCGGCAGCGUGUCUGGCGUGUCCUACGGCUCGGUGUUUGACCGGACCUUUGCGUCGGUGCGCACGUCCGGCAGCACGGCGCAGUCGUUCCUGUCCGCGCACCCCCUGCUCUCGCUGAUCGUUGUCGUCGGUGUGCUGCUGCUGAUUCCGCGUGUGCGCCAGGCGAUCCGUCCUGUGGCCCGAGGCUACCGAAAACUUGUGUAG